Molecule: messenger RNA, 1684 nt
Organism: Astrephomene gubernaculifera
Lineage: Eukaryota; Viridiplantae; Chlorophyta; Chlorophyceae; Chlamydomonadales; Astrephomenaceae
Source: the annotation of a GenBank genome assembly
GGGGCGCUGAGGGCGACAUGGCUGACAGUGUGGAGUGGGGUAGCGACAUGCGGCCGCAGAACACCGUGGAGCUGGCGGCCCGGACGGCGGUGUCCAGGCCCGACGCCACCUCGCCCGAGGGGGAGCCCGAGUACGACUCGGCUGCCGUACACCGCCGCAUGGCUGCCGCCGUGUCCGCGGUUUCCGGUGUGUUGGCUGACGACGGGGGCGGCGCCGACGCCACCACCAGUGCUGCCGCCGGACCGGGACCUGCCGCAGCGGCAGCAGCGGCAGGAGCAGCACUGGCGGAUCCUCUCUCGGCGGCUCACCACUGCCCCCAGGAGCAGCAACAGCAGCAACAGCAGCAGCAGCAGCAGCAUAGUAGGGCGGGCGGGCGCGUUAGUAACCAGCAGCAAGAGCAGCAGCAACAGCGGCAGCUGGAGCAGCCUCAAGCUCCCAUGACGCGCGCGAGGGCGCGGGGGAUACCCCGGCAGCAGGCUCCGGCGGCUGGCCGGGCGAAUCAGCGUGGAGGUGCGAACGGCGAGUCAGCCAGACCAGCAGCCCAACCGGCUUCGAGGCCGGCCGCGGCGACGUCCCGGGCAGCAACAGCAGCGGCGGCGGUUGCGGUAAAUGGCGGCGACGACGGCGGUGCCGCCGCCGCUGCGCCGCCUGCCGCCGUGUGGGAGACCCCGUCGACGUUUGCCAGCAUCAAGGCGCACCUGGCCGUGCAGCGGGAAGCUGAUGCGGCGACGGCGGCUGUGAGGGCGACGCCGGCGGAGGCUCCGGCCGGCGGCGGCGGCGGCGGCGGCGGCAGGGGGCAGUCCCGAGUUGGGGAGGUGGAGCAGGCGAGCCGAAUGGCGGGGGCUGGGGCAGCGGCGCUAGGUGGCAACGGCGGCGGCGGCGGCGCCAGCCGUCAAGCCGCCGACGGCAACGAAGCUGACGGGGGCGCGACGGCCGCGCCCCGUCCGGCCGCUGCCGGCGCUGCCAACGACAGCGUCGCGGCGGCGUUGCAAGCCGUGCCGCCGGCAGCCGCCAACAGGCCCUGCUACGAGCUCUGUGUCUUCUACACAGGCACACCUCCCAUCCCCGCCACCGCCACUGCCACCGCCACAAACGGCGCUGCCGCAGACGCCGAGGCCCAGGCUUCCGACACCGCGCCCACCGCCUCCUCCUCCGUCGCCGCCACCGCCGCCACUGCCGCCACCACCGCGGGCACCCCCUCCAUCGGGCCCUUCUUCGGCUCCCUGCUGCAUGCUCGCCCCGUGCUGGCGGCCCACUGCAUGACAAGCAUCCAGAUGAGCCCCACGGGGGACCACGUGCUGCUGGCGUACGGCAGGCGGCACAUCAGCCUGUGCAGCCUGGUGGCGUGCGGCGGGGGGCAGCUGGCGGGGGUGCAUUCCGUGGUGGAGGUGUACAGUGUCCCGGACAUGGAGCUGCGGCGGGUGCUGCUGAGUGCGGACGACGAGGUGAAUGUGGCGCUCUUCAACACCUUCCCGGCGGAGGGAUUGGCGUACGGCACCAAGGAGGGACGUAUACGACUCGUACAGUACGACAGGCGACCGCCCUUGCGUAGCGCCAUCCCCUUCCUCCCGCGGCCUCCCUCACCUCCCUCCUCCCUGGCGUCAUCCCCCGCCUCCUCUGAUGCGGAGGAGGAGGAGGAGGGUACUGGAGGUGGGGGCGGCGGGGGCCUUCACCUCCAUGUGGC